CUUCUGGGAGCUGCGGAGAGUCGGAUCCGAUCUGAAGAAGAAGGCGGAAGCUCCGUGCGGACCAAGACGGCAGAAGAGCGGACGAACGAGAGACGGGCUGGCGGGCCCGCAAGGCCAAUCGCUUUGGAGGGCGGGGCUUUUCGGCUGAGCGGCAUCUCGGCCAUCCAAUGGAAAGAGCGCUCCGCCUGAGUGGCGUGGGGCCCGCCCAAUGGGGGCGUGGCGGAGGCGGUGCGGCGGAGCGGGGCGCCAUGUCGCGGCGGCGGUGGCGGGGCCCGCAGAGCGCGGAGGGCAGCGGCCGAGGGGGCGAGAUGGGCAAAAUGGCGGCGGGCGGGGGCGGCGGGGGCGGCUCGGGGAGGUACUACGGAGGGGGGGGCGACGGAGGCCGAGCCCCGAAGCGUCAGAAGACGGAAAACGCGGAACCGCCGCCUCAUGGGCCCGGAGGACCGGGGGGGGGCGGCGGGGCUGGGGCCGGCGGAGCGGAGAACUACGACGAUCCCCACAAGACCCCCGCGUCCCCCGUGGUUCACAUCCGGGGGCUGAUUGACGGCGUGGUGGAGGCCGACCUGGUGGAGGCCCUGCAGGAGUUUGGUCCCAUCAGUUACGUGGUGGUGAUGCCCAAGAAGCGACAGGCCUUGGUGGAGUUUGAGGACAUCCUGGGUGCCUGCAAUGCUGUCAACUACGCGGCCGACAACCAAAUCUACAUCGCCGGGCACCCAGCUUUUGUCAACUACUCCACCAGCCAGAAGAUCUCCCGCCCUGGGGACAGCGACGACUCCCGUGGCGUCAACAACGUUUUGCUCUUCACCAUUCUCAACCCCAUCUACUCCUCACGACGAUCCCUCACCUCUGUUUCCUUGCAGGAUGUGCUCUACACCAUCUGCAACCCUUGUGGCCCCGUGCAGAGGAUUGUUAUCUUCAGGAAGAACGGCGUCCAGGCCAUGGUGGAAUAUCCUUUGGUGCCUCAGAGCAGCUCCAUUCUGCCCUGCUGCCGUGGGGUCGCUGGGAACGGCUUUAAAUGCAGCUCUGUGGCCGCGCUUCUGGUGCUGCUGCAGGGCAGGUUCAGUGUAGCUGUUUCCUGGCUUUGUAAUCGUUCCUACAUAGAGAGAACCGCCUUGCAGCGCUGUUCACUUUGCAGCCUUCUCCCUUAACGCUG
Lagopus muta (rock ptarmigan) is the source of this 1153-nucleotide messenger RNA. RefSeq names its product heterogeneous nuclear ribonucleoprotein L (gene HNRNPL). Gene Ontology annotation, molecular function: mRNA binding. The record is from RefSeq and is a predicted model, not a curated record. Gene Ontology annotation, cellular component: nucleus. Gene Ontology annotation, biological process: regulation of RNA splicing. Lineage: Eukaryota; Metazoa; Chordata; Aves; Galliformes; Phasianidae.